Pomacea canaliculata is the source of this 1241-nucleotide messenger RNA. RefSeq lists its product as uncharacterized. The transcript is spliced from 7 exons. The coding region runs from base 692 to 1219 and encodes 175 amino acids. NCBI's taxonomy places the organism in Eukaryota, Metazoa, Mollusca, Gastropoda, Architaenioglossa, Ampullariidae. The record is from RefSeq and is a predicted model, not a curated record.
AUUCGAUCCGCUAACCUUGAUGGCAGCGAUGCUCGGCUGGUUCACAGUAUUGGUCAAGGACGCUUUCUAUGGGGCCUUUCUUUGGACUCUGUGUCGAGGCUACUAUUCUACACCGACGACGGCAACAAGGUCAUCGGAAUGAUAUCACUGGACACCAACAGUCAUCAUAUUGUCGUCGAUUCAAACAUUGGUCAGCCUAUGGACAUCGAGCUGGACAAACACAAUGGUGUCAUCUACUGGAGUGACUACUCCAGGAGUAAAAUAGAGAGGUGUAACUAUAACGGCUUGGACCGUGAGAUAUUUGUUUCCGCAUUCGUGCAUCUUAAAGGUCCUAAUGGUCUUGCUUUGGACACAGUAGGUAAGAUGUUGAGUUCUUUUUUGCCCCUUUUAUUUAUUUUUAAUGUCAAGUUUUGGAGAUUAUUCUUCCUUGUUUUUGUGUAUCAUUAUUUAUUUCGUUCUGCUUUUCUCAUUUGAAAACUUAGAUUUGUUGUUAGAAAGUUCACUUUUUUCUCUUAACCUGUGUAUGUGAGGAUUUGUUGUUACUUUUUCGUAUCUCAGUUUUCUUUACUUUGCUAAAAUUCAUCCGAAAGUGUACAUACUCGUGUCUAUCCAUACCUGAUUUCCUCCAUGCUGUGCGUUGGUAUGUAUCUGCAGAAUGCAUUAACAACAGCAUGGGUGUGUGAACGGGUGGAUGAAUGGAUGUGAAUGUAAAGGGAGGAGACUUUACUGGGCAGAUGGUGGUGCACAUCUGAUAGGAUGGAGGGAUCUGGACGGCAGACGUACUGGAGUUUAUUUUAAACAUCAGGGCCCGAACUUUAUGGGCCUGGAUAUCUACCACACUGAGUUGUUUGUCACGGACUGGGGACCUGACAAAAAUCUGGCAAACACAACACAUAUCUAUCGCAUUGGCAAGGAUGGAACGAUGACUGCGACUGUACAAGUUAAUGGAAGAGUAAACGAUGUCCGGGUGUAUGACGAGGAAAGAACAAAUAAAGUAUCUACCUCACCAGCGCCAACAAGCGAUCACACAAUAAGUGAAAGUACAGUAUCUACCUCACCAGCGCCAACAAGCGAUCACACAAUAAGUGAAAGUACAGAAACAGACUCUGACGGCGCUAAGACUUUAAACAUCAUCUUGGUCGGCGUCAUCGUUCCCUUGGUAGUAACUGCUGGCAUCGCCACACUCAUCGUUUUCAUAAAAAAAAGGAAAUGUAAGUAAACACCAGGAAAUAUAAUAACAU